Molecule: messenger RNA, 541 nt
Organism: Hermetia illucens (black soldier fly)
Lineage: Eukaryota; Metazoa; Arthropoda; Insecta; Diptera; Stratiomyidae
Gene: Trmt112
Product: multifunctional methyltransferase subunit TRM112-like protein
Exons: 3
Coding region: 128-502 (124 amino acids)
Biological process (GO): rRNA (guanine-N7)-methylation; tRNA methylation; peptidyl-glutamine methylation
Molecular function (GO): protein heterodimerization activity
Source: RefSeq, a predicted model, not a curated record
GUCUUGGGAAAUAGGCACAACUGUCAAAACAAACGUGGAAGCGUGUUUGGUGUGUUCGCAGGUUUCGGUUCUUAAAUUCCCCGUGGAGUGCAAAAUUCAGGACUGGUUCAGCAAAGAAUUGUGAAAUAUGAAGCUUAUUACGUACAAUUUUCUAACUUCGAAGUGCAUUCGAGGUGUUAAAGUGGGAUACCCUCUGAAACUCAAGAUUGUCCAAAAAGAAGUCGUACAAACUGAUUUCAAUCCAGAAUUUAUCACUAGGCUACUGCCGCGUCUGGAUUAUCCCACAGUUCAUAUGGCAGCUGAACUGGUCGAUUGUGCCGAAGGAGUCCCAAAAGAGUUGGGUGAGAACUAUGCAGCUGAUCAGGACCUACUUCAAAAAUUGCACCACAUCCUCUUAGAGAUUGACAUCAUCGAAGGGCAACUGGAGUGUCCGGAGACUGGUAGAAUAUUUCCAAUAACACAGGGAAUACCGAAUAUGCUAUUGAAUGAGGAUGAGGUGUGAAUUUUAAGUGAUAAUAAACGUAAUUUUAAGUAUACAUCA